CUCUUAUCACUUGCGCCUCUUUAUUCAUCUCAUUCCCCUCUGCUGCUGCUGCUCGGGCUGCCAUGGAAGCGACUUCGCGCAACACAAAGCGAUUGACUUUAACGAUGUGUUUCUUACAUUACCCCGCGCUCUCAUCAUAGCAGCCCCUAAACACACAGCAACCGCCUGUGGAUAAAACUGUCAGCUUGGAGGCCAGCAGAUCUUAUUAAUAACUCAUGGCGAUUUUAGGAUGUGCUUGGCGAUUGCUUCAUGGGGGUCUUGUGAGGAGAGAUGGCGGCUUUCUCUCUUAUUGACUUUUACUGAUGAAUUGCGGAUAAAGGGUCGUUGUUGUGUUAAGGGGAUGGAGGUAGGUGAAGGGAAAGAACAGCUGGACGCAUUUCAACUUCACCAGCUGACGAACCGCCAGGAAACGCCAUUGAUUGCGAUUAAGCGCAGUUGGGUUUGUUCUAAGACAUCCCAAUUAUCUCCUAUGCUACUGACUAAGCGCAGCUUUCCCCUCCUCCUUUAUACAAGCCCGGCUCAUCCCCUCCCAUUCAAUCCUACAGCAAUCGGAUGCAGUCGCCCUGGACUGGAGUUUCUUUAAGUCGCUCGGAGGCUUGAGAUUAAAAGUGGUUCUGCGCAGUCGACAGCUCCUGGGAGUUUUCCAUGAGGGUCGUGAAAUUGCACAAUACUUAGCGCUGAGGCGCAAACUCCGCUGCUGAUUAUUGACCCAGUCUCUUCUGCUGUCCGCAGCGCUGGAAGCGGCACUUUCCCAUAGGAUCCUGCGAGGCCGGUGCUGCUGUCCAUGGUGCUGAAUGUUCUCAAGCGCUGGACGAGACUUCUGCAGAGCGAUUCCCAGCAGCAGGCGACCCCCCAUUAACCCUGUAUGGCUGGGAACCAAAAAACACUCGCCACCGCUUAUCUGGGCUCCUGCAACACAGACAAGAAAUCCGACCCCAGCACAUACACAACAUCAUUGCACAAAGGUUUAGCGCCUCCCACUGGAUAUAACUGGCAGUUUGUAGAGACCACCAGGAGCCUGAACUACAUAACUGGACUUCUGCCCAUACAUUUAUAUCCUUUUUAUCUGUCAGUGGGGUUACAGGCCCUGCUUCUGGGAAAGUUCUUCUGUAUCUCAUACAGCUGAUCCCAUAUAUAUAUAUAUAUAUACAAACUGAUUGAUUGAUCUGAAUACUUAACUGGAAAAUCAAAUAAGAGCAAAGAACCUAGUGUACCUUUCUGCCAAAGUGGUUUAGUCUGUCUCCAUAUGGUUGGCUGACCCAGGGAACUCUCAUUUCCCCAGUCGAGGGGGGGGAGUGGUCACACUCUUCCCCUGAGGACCUGGAGAUCAAACUCAGUUCUGGAUUUCUACAUUCCAUGCUGUGGUCACCAGGGAAGGAUCUAAGAAUCAAGGGGAAACUGGAGCUGCUUAGCAGGGGAGAAGGACAGUCAUGGGGAAAUGUGACUGGAGAACUGUCCUGGAGAAAACAGCUCUACUCCUCUCCAUAAUCACCAGCUUCAGGGUCAGCUCCAACCACCUCUCCGAUAACCAAGUUGUGCUUCUUGAUACCACGACAGCUAUUGGUGAACUUGGAUGGAAGACAUAUCCAUUAAAUGGGUGGGAUGCCAUCACAGAAAUGGAUGAAUACAAUCGUCCCAUUCAUACUUAUCAAGUCUGCAAUGUGAUGGAGGCAAAUCAAAACAACUGGCUUCGAACAAACUGGAUAUCCCGGGAUGCAGCACAGAAAGUGUUUGUGGAAAUGAAAUUUACACUAAGAGACUGCAACAGCAUCCCCUGGGUUGUUGGAACGUGCAAGGAAACAUUCAAUUUGCAUUAUAUGGAGUCAGACGAUGCUCAUGCGGUCAAGUUCAAACCAACCCAAUAUAGCAAGAUUGAUACGAUUGCUGCUGAUGAGAGCUUUACACAGAUGGAUUUAGGGGACCGGAUUCUAAAACUUAACACAGAAGUUCGGGAAGUGGGACCUAUCACCAAGAAAGGAUUUUACCUAGCAUUCCAGGAUAUUGGGGCCUGCAUUGCAUUGGUCUCUGUAAGAGUCUACUAUAAAAAAUGUCCCUACAUGGUGCGAAAUUUGGCAAUGUUUCCAGAUACUAUCCCUAGAGUAGAUUCAUCAUCGCUUGUGGAAGUACGAGGUUCUUGCAUAAAAUAUGCAGAGGAAAGAGACACUCCCAAAUUGUACUGUGGUGCUGAUGGCGAUUGGCUUGUUCCUCUUGGACGCUGUGUCUGCAGCAUUGGCUAUGAGGAAGUGGAUGGAUCUUGCCACGCAUGCCGCCCAGGAUUCUACAAGGCGUUUGCUGGAAAUAUCAAAUGUUCCAAAUGUCCUCCACACAGUUUCACCUAUGUUGAGUCAACAACCAUGUGCCAGUGUGAAAAAGGUUUCUACAGAGCUGAGAAAGACCCUCCAUCUAUGGCAUGUACAAAACCACCUUCAGCUCCAAGGAAUGUAAACUUUAACAUGAAUGAAACAGCUCUUUAUUUAGAGUGGAGUCCACCUAUUGACACUGGUGGAAGAAAGGAUCUCAUGUACAAUAUUCUCUGCAGGAAGUGCGAUCCAAGCCAAUGUGAACUCUGUGGUGGUGGAAUUCGUUUUGUUCCUGCACAUUCUGGCCUGCAAAAUGCUUCAGUCACUGUGCUUGAUUUCUUAUCUCAUGUGAACUACACAUUUGAUAUUGAAGCAACAAAUGGUGUUUCUGAACUUAGCUUCUUCCCCAAACAAUAUACAUCCAUCAUAAUUACAACUGACCAAGAAGCCCCUUCAUUAAUUGGCAUGGUGAGAAAAGACUGGGCAUCGCAAAACAGCAUUGCGCUCUCCUGGCAAGAACCAGACUAUCCUAAAGGGCUUAUUUUGGACUACGAGAUCAAGUAUUAUGAGAAAGACUACCCCCGGAUAGCGCCGGCAUUUUGGCACUACCUGCGGGUAGAAGAGCACGAGCAGCUCAGCUAUUCCUCUACGAGAUCCAAAGCCCCGAGUGUUAUUAUCACAGGCCUCAAGCCGGCCACCAAGUACAUAUUUCACAUCCGUGUCCGAACUACAGCAGGGUACAGCAGCUAUAGCCAUAAGUUUGAAUUUGAAACUGGAGAUGAAACAUCUGAUCUGGCUGCAGAACAAGGCCAGUUUCUCGUAAUAGCCACGGCGGCUGUUGGAGGAUUUACACUUCUGGUCAUUCUCACUCUGUUCUUCCUAAUCACUGGGAGGUGUCAGUGGUAUAUUAAAGCGAAGAUGAAAUCGGAAGAGAAAAGAAGAGCCAAUUUACAAAAUGGACAUUUGCAAUUUCCAGGUGUGAAAACCUACAUUGAUCCAGAUACUUAUGAAGACCCUUCCUUAGCUGUCCAUGAAUUUGCCAAAGAGAUAGAUCCUUCCAGAAUACGCAUUGAAAGAGUAAUUGGAGCAGGAGAGUUUGGAGAGGUCUGUAGUGGAAGAUUAAAGACCCCAGCGAAGAAGGAAAUCCCAGUGGCCAUUAAAACUUUAAAAGGAGGAUAUGUGGACAGGCAAAGAAAAGAUUUUCUGCGAGAAGCGAGUAUCAUGGGACAGUUUGAUCACCCAAAUAUUAUCCGACUGGAAGGUGUUGUCACAAAAAGCAGACCAGUGAUGAUUGUGGUUGAAUACAUGGAAAAUGGCUCCCUCGAUUCAUUCCUGCGGAAACAUGAUGGACAAUUUACAAUUAUCCAACUGGUGGGAAUGUUAAGAGGAAUUGCCUCUGGAAUGAAAUACCUUUCCGAUAUUGGUUACGUACACCGGGACCUCGCUGCCAGGAAUAUCCUCGUCAACAGUAAUUUAGUAUGCAAAGUUUCAGACUUUGGACUUUCUCGGGUGUUAGAAGAUGACCCAGAUGCUCUAUAUACAACAACAGGUGGCAAGAUUCCUAUACGGUGGACAGCUCCAGAAGCAAUUGCGUUCCGUAAGUUUUCUUCUGCCAGUGAUGCCUGGAGCUAUGGCAUUGUUAUGUGGGAAGUGAUGUCAUAUGGAGAAAGACCCUACUGGGAGAUGUCAAACCAGGAUGUCAUUUUGUCAAUAGAAGAAGGUUAUCGGCUUCCUGCACCCAUGGGCUGCCCAGUCUCACUCCAUCAGCUAAUGCUUCAUUGCUGGCAAAAAGACAGGAAUAUUCGGCCCAAGUUUUCAGAUAUUGUUAGCUUCCUGGACAAACUUAUCCGCAACCCCAGUGCUCUGCACAUUCUCGUGGAAGAUGUCCUUGGAAUGCCUGAAUCACCAGGUGAUGCACCAGAAUACCAUUUUGUGGUCACAGUAAGCGAGUGGCUUGAAUCCAUAAAGAUGGGUCAAUAUGCCCAUAAUUUUAUGGCUUCGGGGUUCACAACGCUGGACGUGGUUUCGAGAAUGACCAUUGAUGACAUAAGAAGAGUUGGCAUCACGCUCAUUGGACACCAGAGAAGAAUAGUGACCAGCAUACAGACUUUACGACUACAGAUUAUGCAUAUACAGGAAAAAGGAUUCCAUGUAUGAACUUAGUAGAAACAACUGUUUUGUGCCUCAGCAUUUCUUUAACAGAAGAUAUUCUUAUGCCUCAUUACGGACUUUCCCCCCAUCUCUAGAUGAUCAAACUCCUUAUAAAAAAAAAAGAGAGAGAGAAGAAAAUGCUUCAA
This is a messenger RNA of Xenopus laevis (African clawed frog), 4597 nucleotides long. It is a transcript of the gene epha6.S, whose product is annotated as ephrin type-A receptor 6. Bases 1431 to 4457 code for a protein of 1008 amino acids. NCBI's taxonomy places the organism in Eukaryota, Metazoa, Chordata, Amphibia, Anura, Pipidae. The record is from RefSeq and is a predicted model, not a curated record. The transcript is spliced from 18 exons.